UUCAAUCUUCUUCAUCGCCAGUCAGUCCCGGCCGACGACGAUGUGGACGAUCGUAGUCUCAGCCUCGGUAUUGUCCAUGCGACUGCGAUGAGCGUACCCUAUCUCGAGCUCCCGACGAGCUCCCUUGCCGAGCUGCAGGAACCCAUCUCAACACCCAAAAGUCAGGGCGACGAGUCACCACGCGCUCACUACUCGCCGCCAUGGGCUGACACCUCCAUCAUUGGCAUUGCUGGCAGCUCCGGCUCGGGCAAGACUUCUUUGUCACUGGCCAUCAUCAAGGAGCUGUCGCUGCCAUGGGUGGUGAUUCUGUCCAUGGACAGCUUCUACAAGCCUUUGACGCCAGAGCAGUCUCGAACCGCGUUCAGAAAUGAAUACGACUUCGAUGCUCCAGAAGCCAUUGACUUUGAUGUUCUGGUGGAGAAGCUUCGGGAUAUCAAGUCCGGUAAAAAGGCAGAUAUCCCGGUAUACUCCUUCGAGAAGCAUGCAAGGCUGGAGCAUACCACUACGAUCUACUCUCCCCAUGUACUGGUUCUUGAAGGCAUUUUCGCUCUUCACGAUCAGCGAGUGCUAGAUCUCUUGGACCUGAAGAUCUUCACCGAGGCCGAUGCCGACCUGUGUUUGUCCCGAAGACUUCUCCGCGAUGUCCGUGAGCGAGGUCGAGACAUUGAGGGCUGCAUUAAGCAGUGGUUCUCUUUUGUGAAGCCCAACUUUCACCAAUACGUUGAGCCGCAGCGAAAUGUCGCAGACAUCAUCGUCCCACGAGGCAUCGAGAACAAGGUCGCAAUCAGCAUGGUCUCGGACAGGAUCCACAAGACUCUGGACGAGAAGUCUGCAAUACACCAGCUUGAACUCCGCCGCCUUGGGCAAGUGGCAGAUGAUGCUUCGCUGUCGAAGAAUGUGGUGAUCUUGGAGCCCACGAACCAAGUGCGCGGCAUCAACACGAUGCUGAUGGAUCCUUCAUUGUGCAGGGAAGAUUUCAUCUUCUACUUUGACCGUUUAGCAGGCAUGCUGGCGGAACAAGCGUACGAGUCUGGCUUGUGCUACAAGGCCAAGACGGUGAAUACCCCAGUACCUGGCGAGACCUACCAAGGACUGCAGCUCGACGGCGAAGUCUCAGCCGUGGUCAUCCUCCGUGGUGGCUCGAUCCUCGAGACCGGUCUCAAGCGAGUCAUCCCGGAUUGUCGCAUCGGUCGAAUGUUAAUUCAGACAAACUUCCGCACCGGUGAGCCAGAGCUGCACUACUACAAGCUCUCCGCGGACGUGGCCCAGCACAAGCGCGUGCUGCUCAUGGACCCGCAGAUGUCGAGCGGAGGUGCUGCGCUCAUGGCUGUGCGGGUGCUGCUCGACCACGGCGUCAAGGAGCAUCGCAUCGUCUUCGUGACUUACAUGGCUGGGAGAAACGGUCUGAAUAGGCUGAUGAGCGUCUACCCUUCCAUCAAAGUCGUGGCUUGUAGAGUCGUGGAUGAUAUGGAGGUAAGGUGGGUGGAGGAGAGGUAUUUGGGCUGCUAG
Zymoseptoria tritici IPO323 is the source of this 1509-nucleotide messenger RNA. RefSeq lists its product as uncharacterized. The transcript has 4 exons. The record is from RefSeq and is a predicted model, not a curated record. The coding region runs from base 88 to 1509 and encodes 473 amino acids. Lineage: Eukaryota; Fungi; Ascomycota; Dothideomycetes; Mycosphaerellales; Mycosphaerellaceae. Gene Ontology annotation, cellular component: cytoplasm. Gene Ontology annotation, molecular function: ATP binding; kinase activity.